AUGCUUUCAGACCCGCAGGCACGCGCUGCGCUGCACGACAUCACCAACGAAUCCCCCAUCGUCGGCCUCGCCGCGGACGGCCUUCACGGCUUCGAAAAGACCCCCGCCUCCACCGCCGCCAAGACCCGCCGCAGGGCCCCGCGCCGCACGCCCGGCUCCGGGGAGGCGCUCCUGCGCUACCAGGUCAAGGCGCUCCUGCACAAGGUCGAGGAGGAGCAGGGGUGCGCCCCCGCGGCUCUCGUCAGGCCAGCGCGCAUCCAGGAGCUUCUUGGGGUCUCCAGGUCGCCGGCCCAGCUCCUCGCGCCCACGCCGGCCAACACGCCGCACAUCGGGCCCGUCCACAUAGGAGCGCACAUCCAGGAGCUUCCACGAGGACGAUGA
This is a messenger RNA of Panicum virgatum (switchgrass), 381 nucleotides long. RefSeq lists its product as uncharacterized. The record is from RefSeq and is a predicted model, not a curated record. NCBI's taxonomy places the organism in Eukaryota, Viridiplantae, Streptophyta, Magnoliopsida, Poales, Poaceae.